Monosiga brevicollis MX1 is the source of this 1659-nucleotide messenger RNA. RefSeq lists its product as uncharacterized. The transcript has 4 exons. NCBI's taxonomy places the organism in Eukaryota, Choanoflagellata, Craspedida, Salpingoecidae. The record is from RefSeq and is a predicted model, not a curated record. Bases 1 to 1215 code for a protein of 404 amino acids.
AUGGUCUCCCUCCACUCCCUGAGUGAGCAAGAACGUACCGACCUCCUCACCUUGGGUCUCUAUUCCAUUGCCUACAACCCGGGCACGGCUGCCCCACGAAGCCUGAAGCUGCGUCCCAACGCCCCACGUGACUUUCGAUCUGAAGUCAACGAGGUCUCCUACAGCAUCCAUCCCGAGCACCACGAGUACCAAGCACCCGAGGAAUCCUCCAUUGAGCUGCUGCAGAACGAGACCGACGGCCGUGUCCGCACCCACAAAGACCUACGCCUGGGCUGGAAGAACUUCUUGCUCUACCUCGGCCGACUGGCCAGUGGUGCACAGCCCUGCCCAUGCCAGGCCUCAAAGCCAAAAGCCCCCUGUGGCUGUGGAACAGUUCAACUGUCCCAAGAGCUGCGUACGACUUUUUUGUGCCUUCCUGAGUGGAAAAUCAUUCGUGAAUUUUCCAACGCCAAAGACAUCAAGCUCCAUCUGCGAGGCGUUCUCGACAUCUCCGAUCGCUUCACAGCUGAUAAGGACAAGAUCGGGAUCUUCAACGACACCAUCAAAUUCAUCAACGCCCUCUGGGAGCAGCUCGGCCUGCGCUUGGUGCCUAACGGCCUGCAAUUUUCCCUUGAGCGGACGGGUUCGUCGGGUCUUUGGACCAAGGUGCCCAACCCACCUCGCAAUACUUCCACAAAAGCCAAGUCCAAGGCCACAAAGCGCAACGCAAAGGCAAUGACAAGCAACGCCCAGACUAACAAGUCGACCACGGCCUCGCGGCGCAAACGUAUCCAAGCCCUCCAGCAGCAAGCUCAAGAAGCCUUGUCGGAAUACGCCAAGUCUGCCACCGCCGUGGCUCAGUCGCCUGACUCAAGUCAUCUUUCCUUGAGCUCCCUUCCAUUGAGCCCCCUUUCCACGAGCUCCCUUCUUACGCCUGCGGCGAUGAACAGCGAGCCAGACAACGAAUAUUGGCGUUGUUUCCUAGAUGGUGGCCCACAGGACGAAAUGGGCCUCCAAACUCAUGUCACCUCGGAAUCAGAGCCUGGCCAGCCGCCUGCCCAUCUAUUUCUGUCAAUGGGCAUGGAUACGGCGAGUGACCAAACCAGCACUAGCUUACAAGCACCUUUUGUCUGGCAAUCCUCUGACGACUUCGGGGGCAUCACUGAUGAUCUCCUCAACGAGGCCUUCCGCAUCCAGGACGAAUUGCCUUUGGAUUCCUUUUUCACAUCUGCUUAACUUUCAAACAGCGUGGACAGAUGUUUCUCAUACCUUGCUGUCAUCGCUGCAUGCACGAGCAUGCGGCCAGGUUUAGGAAGAUUGUUACUUGUUGUAAUCGUUUUUCGUGGAAUGUGCUUGUUUUUUGUUUUCCCUUCUUCAUUUUGAUCCCAGGACUUGGUGUCGAUGAUUGCUGCGCUCUUGACCAGCACUAUAGAGAGUUUUUCAGUCGCACUUGUAGUCUACUUCCCCAUUUGCAUGCUGCACCAAAUGUUCGGCCCCUGUCGAACUGCGUUUGUUUGUUCUUUUCAUUUUUUUAAUCUUUUGAUUUUACUCGAGAUGAGUCCUCUGUUGUCUUUGCGAUUAUGCGUGAUCAUGAUGAGUUUGCAUGCGGUGGACCUGUGGUCCACGCAAGCUUUUUCCGUUCAUUCGUCCGGCCGUGUCGGUAAUUGAGCAUUCGCCACU